UCUUCUCUCUUCUCUCCCCUCUUCUCAUUUUAAUCUCAACUUGAAGUAUCCGCGCGUUCAAUUUUUAAUGAUAGUCGUAGCCCCCGCUCAGUUUCUCUCCCCCUGCCUCCUCCUCCUCCUGCUCCCUGCGCCCCUGCUCAGCACCUGUUAGUUUCCCUCUCUUCUCCGCUCUGGAAUCCCCUUUUUCUUUCCUUUUUUUAUGAGGAGUUUCAAUCUCGUUCUUUCACUGAGCCCUAUGACUGUGCGAAAAGGAAACCGUUUAGGCAUCUCCAUCCAGGAGCACAUGGCCAUCAAUGUCUGCCCAGGCCCCAUCCGCCCCAUCCGGCAAAUUUCUGCUUACUUCCCUCGCCUCUCGCCCACUUCCUCCUUUUCUGAGCCACUCUCGCCCAAUCAGCUGACAGCUCCUGCUGCACUCGUUCCAGGCAGUGCAGGUCAAGAUGGAGCGGCCAUCGGAGUGGGAAGAGGAGGAGGAGGAGGAGGAGAGGGAGCAAGCAGUGGCCUGCUGUCUCCGCGGUUACCAGGAGCUGGAGGUGGAGGGGGGUCACUGAGCGCCAUGAGCAGCAUGGACACAUCCAUCGAGAUUGACAGCGGUGACAGUGAUGACAACACUUCCUUGGGGACACUAGAGUUUGACCUACUGUAUGAAAAAGCCACAAGCUCCUUGCACUGCACCGUCCUCAGAGCAAAGGGUCUUAAACCCAUGGAUUUCAACGGCUUGGCUGAUCCCUAUGUCAAGCUGCACCUUCUGCCGGGAGCCUGCAAGGCCAAUAAAUUGAAAACCAAGACUGUUCGUAACACACUGAAUCCUGUGUGGCAUGAGACGCUCACCUACUAUGGGAUCACCGUGGAAGACAUGUACCGCAAAACUCUCAGGGUGUCAGUCUGUGACGAAGACAAACUGACACAUAAUGAGUUCAUCGGGGAGUCGCGGGUGGCCCUGCGCCGUGUGAAGCCUGACCAGACCAAACACUUCAACAUCUGUCUGGAGCACCCACCUCCGCUGCCUUCACCAACUGCGAUGAACACCGCCCUGAGAGGAAUCUCCUGCUACCUGAGAGAGUGGGAGACUGAGCAGCACAGAAGUCUGGAGGAGAGAGGCCGCCUGCUGCUCUGCCUCCAGUACCUCCCCCCAAACAGCGACGGCGACGUGAAGGGCGAGGCCAAGGAGAGAGCUCGUGGGGGGCUGUGUGUGGGCGUCAAGCGCUGCGCCCACCUGGCAGCCAUGGAUGUCAAUGGUUUCUCUGACCCCUAUGUGAAAACGUACCUGAAGCCAGAUGUUCAGAAGAAAUCCAAGCAUAAAACAGCGGUGAUAAAAAAGACUCUCAACCCAGAAUUUAAUGAGGAGUUCUUCUAUGAAAUCUCCUUCUCAGAGUUGGCCACCAAGACGCUGGAGGUCACGGUGUGGGACUACGACCUGGGAAAGUCCAAUGACUUCAUAGGGGGGGUGUCCUUAGGAUGUCACUCACAAGGAGAAACUCUGCAGCACUGGAUAGACUGUCUGAAGAACAAGGGGACGAAGGUGGAGCGUUGGCACACUCUGACCAACGAGCUGCCCGGAUCUACGCUGCAGGAAUGAGCCGAGCCUCGUCCUCGGUGAUGAAGCUGGAGGGACUGCCAGAAGACUCGAGAUGGGACACGUUUCAUCGCAUGCACUGAACAUUUGCUGCACGACUAUGAUGGAUUCAUGUUACUUUGUCUCAUUAAUUGGCAUCAUGAUUCAUAGCAACAUACUCAAAGGGCACGCGCUGAUCAGUGCUGUAAUCUCGGAUGGAGAUAAUUCAAAUCUAUUUUAAAUGAAGUGAGAGAAUCUGAUAUUAAAUAUUCAUAGGCCUCCGUUUCCGUCAUGGGAGUUUAAUGUCAGAAAUGAUACGCCCCCGCGCUCCUUCAAACUUGACAGAUCUUAUUUAACAAACUGAAAUCUUAGACGAAGGAGAAAGUUCAAUUAUUGUGCAGUUUGACUUCCACGUCACCCUUCAUGUCAGAAGCCCCUGCUUUUAUGAAAUGUAGUCAGUUACAUCCACGAACAGCUGACAUGAAAACUCCACAGUAAUGACCAUCAGCACACAUACCUCUCCCUUGCAAUAAUGUUUUCCCUGAUGCUUCCGGAGAUUUCCAAGGGGUCUUAACACCAUCUGAUGUUUUGCAUCCAUUGAUCUGACUGUCGUUGGAUUGCCUGCAGACAGCCAAGCCUGAUAAGAUAAUUGGCUCUUUCAUGUUGGUGGUUUUGUGCAAGUUGUUUGCAUGUUUAGUGUUGAUGGAGCAGGACGAGCCGCUCAUCACCGUGUUCUCGUUUCUCUAGAGCUGCGUCGCUCCGAUUAACCCAAGAAAAGUUUAUUCUACUGGACAGUUUUUACGUUGUUCACAGAUGUUUGAUGUGUCCACUCUGAUAAAACUGUAUCAGUUGCUCGUUGAUAUGUUGAUGUUGACCUAAUUUUGUUCCACAAUGACCAAUUAGUAAAGAAGAGGACAGUGAUGUAAUUAACAGAGAAGUUUUACAGCUGUUGUGUUUUGUGGAGAGGUGUAGUCUGAUGCAGUAAAUUAUACCUUCGGGUUUUGUUCAUCACAAAUGAAUGUGUUGCGAGAAUAGUGUUGUCUGGUAAUUCUCGGUGUCUGCUGCUGCUUUGCUGUGGACUGCAUUAACCAAGCUGCAGGAUUUAUCCGUGGGUGGUCUCGUGGUGAACUGGGCAUGUUGACAAUAGGCUACCAAUCGUGUUCAUAUGUAAAUAUAUAUAGUGAUUCACUUGUUACAAAUAGUUUGACGAGUGUGCAUGAUCGUUUGUUUGUAUGGGUUUUGUAUUUGUUUUUGUUUUCAUAAAACAUUCAUAUUGAGUUAUGUUGUAUGCUCUCAAAAUUUCUAUUAAUGAUUGCAACUUGGUUCCAAAGUUGCCUCUGCGAAUCACUGAUGUUUAUGCACAGCCCAGUGACGACUCAAUAAAGAC
Messenger RNA from Cololabis saira (Pacific saury), 2939 nucleotides. Its product is annotated as double C2-like domain-containing protein alpha. The record is from RefSeq and is a predicted model, not a curated record. The coding region runs from base 200 to 1576 and encodes 458 amino acids. The transcript is spliced from 11 exons. Lineage: Eukaryota; Metazoa; Chordata; Actinopteri; Beloniformes; Belonidae.